Pieris rapae (cabbage white) is the source of this 573-nucleotide messenger RNA. Its product is annotated as HIG1 domain family member 1C. The transcript is spliced from 3 exons. The coding region runs from base 172 to 456 and encodes 94 amino acids. The record is from RefSeq and is a predicted model, not a curated record. Gene Ontology annotation, biological process: mitochondrial respirasome assembly. Gene Ontology annotation, cellular component: mitochondrion. Lineage: Eukaryota; Metazoa; Arthropoda; Insecta; Lepidoptera; Pieridae.
AUCAUUAUGUCAAAAUUACGGCACAACUUGAAGUAAAAAUGGGUUAGAAAAAUCUCAAGGUCACUGAUGUCUCAAAUUCUGAGCAAACGUGAUGCAAUGUGAAUAUUUCAAAAAAUUAUAUAAUUUUAUUGUUCUUUAGAUCUAAGGAUUCUUUGCCUCUUGAAUCUCAAAAUGGAUCAACAGCCAGUCUUCGAAUACAAAGAUGAAUCUCAAGCAGACCGAUUAGCAAGAAAAUCUAAAGAUUCACCAUUUAUGAUUCUUGGUAUAAUAGGAUUGAUUGGUGUUUGCGGUGUUGGUGCUUACAAAUACAAGAACAGAGGUCAGAUGAGUACAAGUGUAUUCCUCAUGCAGUUACGAGUUGCAGCACAAGGAACUGCGGUUGGAGCACUCACAUUGGGCCUAGCAUAUUCUCUUGCAGAUAAAUAUUUAUUUAAAUCUGAUAAGAAACCAGAAUAACUUCUGCUGUGCUGAUUUUAGAUAAAUGUUUAGAGAAAUUUUGAUUUUUCAGUAUUUAAUGACAUAAUCUAUGAGAUCAUGGAUGCACACUGUACUAAAGCGAUAAAGGGUGUAUUC